GGGUGUCAUGAGAACACAGCACUCAGAAAUUUCUACAUGCGGCGGGUCUGAGACGGACCGGUGAGCAAACCUCUGGACCUGACAGUGCUGCAGUCAUGGGUGAGUGGGAUUUCAUCAGUGGAUUCUUCGAUGCCCUCCAGACACGCUCGCCGAUGCUGGGUCGUUUCUGGCUCUUCCUCGUGUUGGUGUUUAGGAUAGUUAUCUUGGAAACCGUGGCCAGUGACAUGUUUGAGGAUGAGCAGGAGGAAUUUACCUGUAACACCCUCCAGCCAGGAUGUAAGCAGGUGUGUUAUGAUGAGGCUUUCCCCAUCUCCCAGUACAGAUUCUGGGUGUUUCAUAUAGUCCUCAUCGCUACACCUUCUCUGCUUUACCUCAUAUAUGCAACACAUCAGCAUCACAAGAGAGCCAACCGCUCCUCGUCGAGGAAAAAGACCAGCAGGGAGAACAGAGAAGAAAAAACUUUAAGGGCGCUCUACAUUAUCACUCUGAUCUUCCGGAUAGUGGCAGAAAUCGGCUUCUUAUUUGUCCAGUGGCAUCUCUACGGCUUCAAGGUGGAGGCCCAGUUUCCAUGUAGUCGUUCUCCCUGCCCCCUAACAGUGGAGUGCUACACUUCUCGGCCUGCAGAGAAAACAAUCUUCCUCCUCUUCUACUUUGCUGUAGGGGUGAUAUCAGCAUUUUCCAGCAUUGUGGAGCUUCUCUACAGCUCUAGGAAGUGGUUUUACUCAAAUCAAAAGCACUUAGAACUACAUGAGCGCUGUGACUGCGAGAACCUCCACAACCACCAGCAAGAGAAGACAGAGGAGAAACCAGGAGAAAAGACAAGCAGUGUGCAAGUGAAGAAGGAAGCAUUGAGAAGCAGCUCCAGUCGAAAGGCCUCCAACACUGAGCACACGACCAAGAGUCCAAGAGGAAAAUAUGUGAGUGGCUCGAGGCUUACAGUGUGAGAGGACUGAAUCACACAUGCUGCUAUCACAGCAUCCUCUCAUUCUAUUAUAAAUUUGUGACAACAUUUCUAAUUCCUUCGUGCUGCUUCGCUUAAAAAUUAAAUGAUGAAGAAUUUCACAGUUAAGGAGUUUUUCCAUGGAACAUAUCACAAGGAAAUGCUUAAGAUCAGGAAACGAGCAAAUGCAACAAAAUGAUAAGACAAAUGCGAGGCAUUGUUGACUUGUUGACACUGUUCUGGUAAAUGAUAAAAUGCUGUAAACAGUUCAAGGAGGAAACAUUUUCUGGAUUACACUUGAUAAACUUGUUUAACGCUGGUUUUUUGAACCUGUUGCCCUUUUGUAGCUGGUCAGAGGCAGGAACUCUGACCCAGCAGAAGAUUUAGCUUGUACUGACAGGAAAAUAAAAGCACAGAAACCUUU
Oreochromis aureus is the source of this 1364-nucleotide messenger RNA. Its product is annotated as gap junction delta-3 protein-like. The transcript is spliced from 2 exons. Bases 96 to 944 code for a protein of 282 amino acids. The record is from RefSeq and is a predicted model, not a curated record. Gene Ontology annotation, biological process: cell communication. Gene Ontology annotation, cellular component: connexin complex. Lineage: Eukaryota; Metazoa; Chordata; Actinopteri; Cichliformes; Cichlidae.